AUGGAGCCAAUGAAUUUAGGGAGUCCAACUCAUUCUCCUUCGGGGAGCCCGAAUGUGGGGUAUCUACCUCCCUUUCUUUUGGGUGAAAUUAACCCUCCAACGACCCCGAGAACUAAUAGCUUAUCACCAACGAAAGGGCGAAGCCUUGCUUUUGGGUCACCAACCAGUCCAAGUCAGACUUCAACGCCGGACCAAAAAAUGUACCGUCCAAAUGUGUCAAUGCAUCAACAAGCUCUGUAUAACCAGCAAAAUAUGUUUACAAAUAUUCCAACUUCUCCCAAUAUAUCUUAUUCAAGUAAACCAAAUGGUCCUCCAAUAGAGGAUCUUUUUGAUACUAUAAAGAGUAAUGAACCAACAAAUAAGUCUGUGUAUCAAGAUCAAAGUUUCUUUGGCUAUGGGAACAAUAAUUCUUUGAUGCAGAACUCUUAUGUAAAUGCAUCGUUAAAUAAUCAGUCACUUACAUCACACUGGCAAGAUGGAUGUCAAGACCAAGAUGAGUACUGGGUCACUAUAUUUGGUUUUCCACCAAAUGCAGCUAACACUGUGCUAGCUAGAUUCAGCAAUUGUGGUGCUAUUUUAGGCGCAGAUGCUGCCCGUAGGAAAAUAAAACUGCAGACUGAACUAGCCACAAUUUUAAACAGCUGUGCCACAGGAGCAACAAAAAGCUCCGAUAAAUGGAUAAAGUGUUGGCAAGACUGGCGCAGCGAUGUCAAAUCUAAAGCUGCCAAAAUCCGCCGUGCUCAGCAGCAGACUGGUGGAGAGCCUGGACCUGCACCCUUAUCUGCCAUGGAGGAAUCUCUAAUGGCAUUUAUUGGCCACGAAGCAGCAGAGGGCCAUUCCGUUGCCGAUACCUUAGAGAUUCCUGAAGGUGACGCAGAAGUAGAAGCUGGUGAUGACGAAGAUGUCCACAAUCCGGUUGUGGAUGAUAGAAAAACAACGAAAAAACAAGAUAGACUUGAAGAGUGUCUAGAAGUUCAGGCUGCAGCCAUGAAUACGCUCCCACAGUUAAUGAAUAAUUUGGCUGCAGCCAUAAAUAAUUUUGCUGCAGCCCUCAAAUCCAUGGCCAAUAAAAGUGAUGAAUGA
Parnassius apollo (apollo) is the source of this 1083-nucleotide messenger RNA. Lineage: Eukaryota; Metazoa; Arthropoda; Insecta; Lepidoptera; Papilionidae. The record is from the annotation of a GenBank genome assembly.